Molecule: messenger RNA, 360 nt
Organism: Camellia sinensis
Lineage: Eukaryota; Viridiplantae; Streptophyta; Magnoliopsida; Ericales; Theaceae
Source: RefSeq, a predicted model, not a curated record
AUGGAGGAGGCGCUGGAGAUGGCUCGAGCCAAGGACACCAAGGAGAGAAUGGCUGGUGUUGAGCGCUUGCACCAACUUCUAGGAGCCUCCAGAAAGAGCCUGUCGUCGUCGGAGGUCACUUCUCUCGUCGACUGUUGCUUGGAUCUCUUGAAGGACAACAAUUUUAGGGUUUCUCAAGGUGCUCUUCAGGCUCUUGCCCCCGCCGCUGUUCUCUCCGGCGAGCACUUGAAGCUUCACUUCAAUGCCUUGGUUCCUGCCACUGUUGAGCGUUUAGGCGAUGCUAAACAGCCCGUUCGUGACGUUGCUAGGCGCCUCUUGCUCACUCUCAUGGAGGUUCGCUCGCACACUCCUUCUCUUUAA